CGCUUUUCUGUCAGCCAUCAAGCAUUCUCUCCAUCGAAGAAUGGCCGUCCUCCAUCGUGUCUGCUGAUGCCAUGCCAUCCCCGUACCUCUACUAUCUAGCAUUCUUAUCCUAGCUCGUGAUCGACCCAAUUCCAUCUACGUCAUUAUUCCCUUUCAUCUAUAUACUACUCCUGCACCUUCCUUCCCCGCACCAGUACCUUGUAAGAAUACCAGGGGACUCCUAGUUGGAGCCUAGGCCUUUCCUUGCCGCGGUUGCAGGCUUCUCUGACCUGCUCGGGGAUCCUGUUCGCACGGUAUCGCUCCGGCAGGUUCCCUCUUGACAUUUCUAUUCUGUGAUUGAACAUUUACCCCCGCUAGCAUGUCUCUCAACCGGCUCUCCUACCUGGAGUCGUGGGUGCAGAACCCAGCUUCUUUCCGUCGUCGGCCUCGAGAACAGUCUCCUGGAGAUGAGUCUGAUGACGAUGAUCUAGCAUACCACGACCUCCCCGAUGCCUCCUUGUCGUCGUCCUUCCCCUCGACCUAUAGCCAUCACUCGUUCCGGCACCGUUUGAAUUUCAACCCGUACGCUGGGCCCGGCUGGAACGAGCCCGCGGUAGACGAGGCCAAUGCCGACAGAAUCUCUGUGCGGAGAGAGGCGCUAGAUUUGCCUGCGCAAGACCAAGAGGACCAGCCCCAGAGAGCCCCGCUGGUUCCGGAGGCCAAACCCCAGGAAUGGGAAGGCUUGGAAACCACAGGAGCCUUUGAGGUUGGGCGCACCCGACGAAUCUUGCAGGUUUGCAUUGCGGUACUAUACUGCUUUUUCUCGGCGGGGAUUGUCUUUGGAUUCGCCGCGAUCAAGCCGGUGUUUAUCAAAGAAGGCGUCUAUCGCGAUCAGUGCUCUCCCGAUGAGCUGGACGAGGGCCAAGCGGUAUGCUACGGGCAGGAAAUUCGUCUGAAUCUCAUGUUCACGAUUGCGGCUGUCGUAACCAACGUUUCUGCCCUGCCCGUAGGCACCAUUUUGGACAGCUAUGGCCCGCGUGUAUGUGGCAUAUUGGGAUGCGCUUUUCUCGUUAUUGGAUCUCUACUGCUUAGUCUCGCCCCUGCUCUGCCUUUCGAUGCCUACAUUCCUGGUUAUCUCGCGUUGUCCCUGGGCGGUCCAUUUAUGUUCAUUUCCUCGUUUCAGCUAUCCAAUACGUUUUCUACACGCUCGGGGCUUAUACUAUCGUCGCUGACGGGUGCCUUUGACGCCUCCAGCGCACUGUUCUUAAUCUUCCGUUUGAUGAAUGAGGCAAGCGAUGGGAGUUUCACAUCGCAGAAAUUCUUCCUGGCAUACUUGAUCGUGCCACUCUUCAUAUUAGCUGUGCAAUUAACUAUCAUGCCGGCCACCUCGUACAAGACUGCCGGAGAACUCGUCCAGCAAGCUACGAUACACAUCUCCGCGGAGCUGAACGACCGGGUGGAUGCCGGCAUCCAAGACGCCAACGAGGGUGAACGCCAACGCAACGACCGUCGCGUCCGUCGCCGAAGCAUCGUCAGCAAGAUCCAAGACCUCCUCACUGACGGCGGCGACGACGCCUCGGCCAUCCCCGAUCCGGUCCUCGGUACUAAUCAUGAUGACGCUAACGGUCUCCCGCCGGCCCGUCAGCAGCAGCAGCAGCAGGGCGAAACGCACACCGCCGGUGGCGUCUGGGGUGCCAUGCACGGCCGCUCCGCUUUCGAACAGAUCCGGUCCCCUUGGUUCGUGCUGAUCACACUCUUCACAGUCCUCCAGAUGCUCCGCAUCAACUACUUCGUCGCCUCCCUGCGCUCACAGUACGAAUACCUGUUUGGCUCGCACGAUGCCGCCCGCCGCCUCAAUGAAUCGUUCGACUUCCUGCUUCCCAUCGGUGGUCUCCUCUCCAUCCCCUUUAUUGGGACCAUUAUCGAUACCGCCAGUACGCCUUUCGUCCUUCUCGUCCUGGCCACCACGGCCACAAUCAUCGGCAUCCUCGGGUGUAUCCCAGACAGCCUGCAGGCCGGGUACUCGCACAUCGUGCUAUUCGUCAUCUACCGCCCUUUCUACUACACUCUCGUUUCAGACUACGCGGCCAAAGUAUUCGGCUUUCAGACUUUCGGCAAAGUCUACGGGCUUAUCAUCUGUCUUGCUGGGCUGGGGAACUUUGCCCAGGCAGGGCUCGACGCGCUCACUUUCAAGACGUUCCACAGGAAUCCAAUCCCUGUUAAUACUGUUCUCACGGCGUUGACCUUCUUGAUUGGUUCCGCGUUGGUCUUGUUCGUAUGGUGGAAGGCUCGCACGAUGGCUCUCUCUCCCGGUGGUCCAGUCACAGGGUUAGAGCAACACGCGGAUUUGGAAAACGGGGUACUUCCUAAUGGUAUUACCGCAAGAGAUUGGGAACAGGAACCGCUGCUGAAUCGGCGUAUCUCGCCGGCCAACCAUCACGGAGAGAUGCCUUCUUAUGGGACUACGAAU
Messenger RNA from Aspergillus steynii IBT 23096, 2449 nucleotides. RefSeq names its product putative MFS transporter Fmp42. The record is from RefSeq and is a predicted model, not a curated record. The annotation marks the transcript as partial. Lineage: Eukaryota; Fungi; Ascomycota; Eurotiomycetes; Eurotiales; Aspergillaceae. The transcript is spliced from 3 exons. Gene Ontology annotation, cellular component: fungal-type vacuole membrane.